Neohortaea acidophila is the source of this 870-nucleotide messenger RNA. RefSeq lists its product as uncharacterized. The coding region runs from base 1 to 870 and encodes 289 amino acids. The record is from RefSeq and is a predicted model, not a curated record. Gene Ontology annotation, cellular component: membrane. The transcript has 3 exons. NCBI's taxonomy places the organism in Eukaryota, Fungi, Ascomycota, Dothideomycetes, Mycosphaerellales, Teratosphaeriaceae.
AUGGCCGUCAAACCCCUCCACCGCCUCCAAACAUCCUACCAACAAUCCAUCAGCCCAAUCUACAUCCAACGCCUCUGCACCUCCUGGCUCCUCUUCCCCAUAGCCCUCGCCACCCUUCGCGCGCUCCUCGCCCUCUACAUCUUCACAACCAUCUUCACGGUCUUCGGGCUCAAUGACGCCCGCGGAAACUCCGAAGACACAGAGCAUGACUUCUCCUACUUCACUUUCCUUUCGUACUGGGGAUUGGCUUUUUACUUCGCCUUCGCGGCCGCGCACACGGCUUCUUAUGCGCUGAGAGGACGGGCGUGGUUGGAGGGAUGGCCUGCUUGGUUGCGAUGGGCGCAUAGUGCGCUGUAUGUUACUGUAACCGUCUAUCCGUUCGUGGUGACAGUCGUCUUCUGGGCCGUCCUCGCCUCAGGCGCCUUCCGCUCGCCCUUCACCACCUGGUCCAACACCUCCGAGCACGCGCUCAACUCCGUCUUCGCCUUCGCGGAGAUUGUGCUGCCCUGCUCCGAGCCGCAUCCGUGGAUUCAAACGGCGCCGAUUGUGGUUGUCGCGGCGCUGUAUUUGGCGCUCGCGUAUGUGACGCAGGCGUCGGAGGGGUUUUAUGUGUAUUACUUUUUGAAUCCGGCGCAUGGAAGGGGUUUGGUUGCUGGUGCUUGUAUUGGGAUUUUGGCGGCGAUGAUUAUUUUCUUUGUGGUUGUGAGAUACUUGAUUCUAUUACGGAUGUGGAUUACGGAGAAGAAGUUUGGAAUGACUGGGAAAUUGUCGAAGAGUGCGAUCAAGCGUUCUACCGUGGUGGAAGACGGCCACGGCGAGGCUAUGAGCGAACUGUCCAAGACUGGAGUACGGACUGUUGAGCAGGCCUAG